This is a messenger RNA of Apis dorsata (giant honeybee), 2285 nucleotides long. RefSeq names its product striatin-3 (gene Cka). Gene Ontology annotation, molecular function: protein binding. The coding region runs from base 160 to 2004 and encodes 614 amino acids. Lineage: Eukaryota; Metazoa; Arthropoda; Insecta; Hymenoptera; Apidae. The transcript has 11 exons. The record is from RefSeq and is a predicted model, not a curated record.
UAUUUUACCUAAUUAUAUUAAAAGCAAUUAAAUCUUUAAAAAUAUAAUUUAAAAAAAUAUAAUAAGUUUAUUAUAUUUUUAUAGGCUAGGAUAGCUUUUUUACAAGGGGAAAGAAAAGGUCAAGAAAGAUUAAAAAAUGAUUUAGUAAGAAGAAUAAAGAUGUUAGAAUAUGCUCUUAAACAAGAAAGAGCAAGGUAUCAUAAACUAAAAUAUGGCACUGACUUAGUAAUUCAAGGGGAUACAAAACCUCCUAUUUAUGAAGAAGGUAUUUGUAAUUGUCCCAAUUCUGAUGUUGGAGGUGGUGGUGAUGGAGAAGCUCCAUUUACAUCUGUCAGUAAUAUUAGUUGGAGACAAGGCCGCCAAAUUUUAAGACAAUAUUUACAAGAAAUUGGUUACACUGAUACAAUAAUAGAUGUACGAUCCAGCAGAGUAAGAUCUUUACUUGGUUUAAGUAAUAAUACAGAUUCAGAAGAUAUGAAUACUCCUGCAUUAAAUGGCAAUGAACCAUCAAAUAAACAAGCAUCAGAUAAUAGUGAUACAGGACUUUUAAAUAGUGUUCGUAGAACUUCAGAAAAAAAGGUAGAGCAACGAUCUUCUAUAGCAGAAGCAAUAAUAUUAGAUACAGAAGCAGCUGUUAUGGCGAACUUUGAAUUUUUGGCUAAUACAGAUAUGGAUAUGGAAGAAGAGGAAGGAGAUGUAGGAGAUGAUAUUUAUGAUACUAAUAUGGAUCCUAAACCAAAUAAACCACCUAUGCUUUUAACAGAAGAUGUUGAUGCAGAAGCUGAAGAAGUAUUAAAUGAAUUGAAUCUUCUCACAGAAAUUGAGGAAUCACCACCAGGUUCUAUUCGUUAUUUAUCUGAAUGGAAUGCAAUACAUAGAGGUGCACAUACAGAUCCAAAACGUCUAAAUGAAGAAGGUGACUCUACAUUGGAAUUGGGUGAAUUAGAACAAUUAUGUGUAAACAAUGAAGCAGAAACAUCAUAUGAUAUGGUAGCCACUACAAAGGAAAGUUUAAGAAAAACAUGGAAUGCAAAGUAUACAUUAAGAUCUCACUUUGAUGCUGUUCGAGCUCUCGUCUUCCAUCCCACUGAUCCUGUUCUUAUAACUGCAAGCGAUGAUCAUACACUCAAAUUAUGGAAUCUUCAUAAAACUUUACCAGCAAAGAAAUCAGCUUCAUUAGACGUAGAACCAUUAUAUACAUUCAGAUCACAUACAGGUCCUGUAUUAUGUUUAGCUAUGUGUAGUACAGGAAGUCAAUGCUAUAGUGGUGGUUUAGAUGGUAUGAUUCAUUGUUGGACACUUCCAUCGGCCAAUAUAGAUCCAUAUGACUCCUAUGAACCAAGUGUCCUUAGCCAAACAUUAAAAGGACAUACAAAUGCAGUUUGGGGUUUAAGCAUGUAUCAACUUCGAUCACAAUUAUUAUCAAUCAGUGCUGAUGGAACUGUAAAAUUAUGGAGUCCACAAAGCAAAUCACCAUUACUUCAUACAUAUGUUUCUGAACAAGAUGGAAUACCAUCAUCAGUAGAUUUCAUUAGGGACGAAUCAAAUAAAUUAGUUGUAGCUUAUGAUAGAGCUUGUGUGGUAUUUGAUACGGAAACAGGCGAAAGCGUAGCUCGUCUUGAGGCCAACGAAACAAAAGGAGUAAAUCGUGUUGUGGCGCAUCCUACAUUACCACUUGUUGUUGCAGCACAUGAAGAUCGACAUAUUCGAUUUUACGAUCAUCGAUCAGCUACCCUUGCUCAUGCUAUGGUUGCUCAUUUGGAUGCAGUUACUAGUCUUGCAGUAGAUCCUCAUGGUUUAUAUUUGCUUUCAGGAAGUCAUGAUUGCAGUAUAAGAUUAUGGAAUAUGGAUAAUAAAACUUGUGUUCAAGAAAUAACAGCACACCGUAAAAAAUUUGAUGAAAGUAUUUUAGAUGUAGCAUUUCAUCCUUCACGACCUUUUAUAGCAAGUGCAGGGGCUGAUGCUCUUGCCAAAGUUUACUGUUGCACAGCUACUGGAGAUUAAGACGUACUACACGAGAAUGAAGUUGUCCUACAUCAAUUAGUCUCCCAUUAUAUGAUUUUUAUGCUACCUUAUAUAUUUAUCGAGGUAGGUAUAUAAUAACAACAAAAAGCAACAACAACAAUAAUAAUAAUAAUAAUAACCGUAAUAAGUUAAUUAUAAUGUAAGAGACAUAAUAUUAAUAACAGUAAAUUAUAACUGUGUGUUUCUCUGUAAUAUAUUGUAUUUAAAAAUAGAUGAACUGUGUAACGUACUAUAAUGAACAUGUUUUUAUUAAAAUUUAA